Molecule: messenger RNA, 5922 nt
Organism: Cyanistes caeruleus (blue tit)
Lineage: Eukaryota; Metazoa; Chordata; Aves; Passeriformes; Paridae
Gene: NIBAN1
Product: niban apoptosis regulator 1
Source: RefSeq, a predicted model, not a curated record
GGAGCUCCGCACCGAGACAUGGGCGCCUCUGCCUCCUCGCCGCUGGACGACAGCAAGUGCGCCUACAUCCGAGGGAAAACAGAGGCCACCAUCAAGAACUUCAGCCCCCACUACCGCCGCCAGUAUGCCGUGGCUUUCUGCAGGCAUGUGCAGGAGGAGCUGGAGCAGGACUGCCACUCCCAGUCCCACUUCCUGAAAACCAGGCCCACAGGGGAAACCAGGACAGUUCUGUACGAAGCAGAGCUGCUGCACUUCGCUGAGGACCUGAAGAAGUGGAAGGACAGAUACAUUGUGAUCCAAAAUGACUACACUGUGAAUUGCUUUGAGACCAAAGAGGCCUACCAGAAGGGAGCCAGCCCUAAAUACCAAAUUCUUCCUGCAGGAGGCAAAGUCCUGACUUCAGAAGAAGAUUACAAUUUGCUGUCUGAUAAACAUUUUCCAGACCCUGUUGGCUCAAGUGAGGAGGUGGCUGCAGCCUUUGUUCCGCUCCCGAAGGAGUUCCCAGUAUACCUGUGGCAGCCCUUCUCCCGGCACAGCUACUACUGCUUCCCAGAGCCUGGCGCACAGAGACACUUCAGCGCCGUGCUGGGGGACUGCGUGAGGCAUUCCAACCACGACUUUCUCAAACAGACCACGUAUGAAGUGGAGGCGUUCUUAGAGGCCAUUCAGUUCUUCCGGCAGGAGAAAGGCCACUAUGGCACAUGGGAAAUGAUAACUGGCAAUGAAAAAGAGAUCCUGAGCAAUCUGGUGAUGGAGGAACUGCUGCCUAACCUCCAGACAAUGAUGCUGCCUAAAAUGAAGGGAAAGAGGAAUGACAGGAAACGGGCCUGGUUUGGGAUCGUAGAGGAAACCUAUGGUUUAGUCCAGCAGCAGGUGGCAGAAGGAUUAAGUACCUUGAAAGAAGAAUGUAGAGAAUUUUCAAAAACUCUUGAAGGGACCAUUCGUUCAGACAUGGAUCAGAUUCUGAACUCCAAGAACUUCUUAGCUGGAAAAAUCAAAGCCAGUGUUUCUGAGCCUGUCCAGAAGUGCUGCACAGAGAAUAUCCAGCCAUUUCUCACCUCCAUCCUGGAGGAGCUCAUGGGCCCCAUCAGUUCUGGAUUCACGGAAGUGCGCUUGCUUUUUGAUAAGGAAGUGAAUGAAAUCAUCCAGGACUUCCAGAAGACCAAUGACAUGACCAGGCUAAAGGAGAACGUGGAUCAGCUCAUGACCCUGCCCUUCAACUCAGUGAAAAUGGAGCCCUGCUAUCUGAAAGUGAACCUGCUCCAGGAGCUCCUCCAGGACCUCAAGAGUCGCUUCAAGGUCUAUCACAUUGAUUCUGUGAUUCAGAGGACACAGAACUUCAUGCAAGAGCUGAUGGAAAACGCAGUUUAUACUUUUGAGCAGUUGUUCUCUCCAAGCCACCAGGCAGACUCAGCCAAGGUUGCAACAACCAUUGAAAAAGUCAAGCUGAGAGUGCUGAAGCAAUAUGAUUAUGACAGCAGCACCAUCCGCAAGAAGAUAUUUCAAGAGGCACUGGUGCAGAUUACCUUGCCCACAAUGCAGAAGACACUGGCUUCAACAUGCAAACCAGAGCUGCAGAGAUAUGAGCAGUACAUUUUUGCUGAUUACACAAGUGUGAUCCAAGUAGAGAAUGUAUAUGAAGAGAUUUUAUAUCAGACACUGCUUGAAGAGGCCCUGAAAGUGAUCAAAGAAGCUGCUGUUUUGAGGAAGCACAACCUGUUUGAGGAUAACCUGAACGUGCCUUGUGAGAGUGUGUCCAGCCUGACAGAGCUGAGGACUCCUGUGGGAUCAGCACAGGGCACCCCUGCCAAAGUGCCCACGGCUGCCCGAGCCGAGGGAUUGGGCACCGAGAGCCACAGGGACGAAACGCUUGUUGUGACAGGGAAAAUUGUGUGGGAGAAGGAUGCUGAUGAGGGAAAGUCCCCAGACAAAGAGGAAGGCACCUCUGUUAGUGCAGGUGGUGUUCAGGCCAGCAGAAAGGAAGCAGUGGCUGUUAUAGACAUUGGUGACAAACAGGAGUCCCCUUUGGUUGGCCACACUAAACAAGGAGUUGCAGAGGGAAAAAGCGCAUUGGAGAAUGAAUCAGAGUGUGUAGUGAGCACUGAAAGAGAAUUCAAGGCACAACAAAAAGCUGUGGAGGAAAAAGUUGCUUCUGGGACUGACACUGCAAUAAAAAUUCUUGGAGCCAGCCCUAAAAAAGAACUUAAGGUACCUGAAGGAGCAGCAGAGGAAGAGGUGACUUCAGAGAGUCAAACAGUAACAGCUGCCGUGCCUGUCAGUGGCAGUGAGAAAGCAAGCACAGCACAGGAAAAAGUUUCUGAGAUAAAGGUCACUUUCCCACCUGAGAAUGUAACAGAUACAGAAAUUUUUGGAAGUGCGGAAAAGAAAAGCAAGUUAGAAAAUGAAAUUAUGGAAAAAUUAUCUCAGAGUGAGAAUGCAGUAGGAACAGGGUUUGAAGGAGUUAGUAAAAAAGAAAGUGGUGAGAGUACUGAGACAAAGAUUGUUUCCCAGGAUGAAAAGACAGGGAAGGCAGGGUUUGGGGAUUGUCCUGAAAAAGAAAGCCAGUCGCAAGAAAAGAGUUGUAAAUCCCCCGAUGAUGUGAAUGAGAUAAGGAGUUUGUUGAUGCUAACAGUUGAGAUCCCAGCAGAUACUCCAGCUGAGAACAUCAAGGAGGUCUGUGAGGGCGAGCUGCUGAAGUUGCCGGAGCACCAUAAUGGUAACUAUGAGUUGAGCAAAGUGGCUGUGGCAGAAAUUCAGGUAAGCCAGAAGAUGAGGAGUGAAGAUGCAGCAGCAUGUGUGAAGUUCAAGGAGGAGCAACCGUCCUCAGCCAGCCUGGGGCUAGAUGGUACGAGUGUAGAGAGCGUGCCCAGGGGGGCACAAGCACCGUGGCUGGUGGAGAGCUCGGCUCCGUCUCAGGAGGCAAAGGCAGAGGUGGAGAUCAAGCCAAGUGUGUGGUACGCGGGUGCGGGAGAUGGGAGGUUGCAGCCAGGGGAACACACGGGAAAUGGGGUGGAAGACAAAAGGCUGUAUGGGGAGGAAGGCACAGGGAACAGCAACGCUGUCUCGGAGGAGGCUGGGACACAGAGCUCCUUUCAGAGCCCUGCUGCACAUGCAGCUACCAGGGACGUGCCCAUCUUGGAUAGAGCAAACCCGGGCCCAGGGCUGCUGGAGCCGGUCUCCCUGGUGCCGCAGCAGCGCCGGGGGCAGCCCAGGGCUGAGCGCACGGCAGACACAGAGCCUGGGGGACGAGAGGGGGAGCCAGAUCAGUCAUCUUCACACGCAGGAAUUCAAAGCACAGGAGGAAAAGCGAUUCUCCCAGAAGAACACCGAGAAGGCGGUUCUGCACAGCAAAAGUCUGAGGAGUAGAAAGCAGCUUUCAGCCCAGCCCUGCAGUAAUCCCUGCUCAAUUGUUAAUACUUAUUCAUGUCGGGGCGGGAGGAAAUGCGCUUUGUUGUGGUGUCCCCAGCUCCUGCAGGUUUUCCAGAAAUCCCUUCCUGAGGGAUGGGUGAUGGGUUUCCUUUUGCUUAAAACGAGAUUACUGCUGAGGAACUUCAUCUGUCACUUCAAAUCUGCUCCCUUUUAAAGCUAGAGAAAAAGUCUGAAAAUGUGACCAUUGAAUGCUUCCAAUGCCCAACUAUCAUCAGCUUAUUUUAACAACUUAGCUGUUCUUAGGGAUCCUCCUGGUUUUUAAAUGCAUGGUUUUGACAAGUACUGCUAUGAUUCUGGUGGUUGGUAUAUACAUACUCGAGGGUGCUUUUAGAAUUUGCAUGCAGUAUACAGGAAAUAAAAUCAUUUUUUAGUAGCAAACAGAACCAAAUAGUUGAUAUAGUAGAUUGCUGAAAAGUCACACUGUGCAAACUCUGCAAACUAGUUACUUAAUUAUUUUCAAGUUUUGGCAGAUACCAAAGACAAGCAAAUAUUUGGAUUUUUUAUUUUUAUUUUUUUUUCUCUUAUUGCUGUAUUUAAAAAGGGGAAAGCAUGAGAGCAGGUUUCUCAGUCCCACUCUGCACUUCAGGGUUAUUUAGCCUUCCAGAGCACUUUAUGGCUAUAUUGUUUUGUUUUAUGGAAGGGAGAGAAGAGAAUGUUUACAAUAACUAUAACCAUUAGGCAGCAUUUCUCUGGUUUAAAUCCCACCAUAAAAUAGAUUCACUUACAGCUAUUUCAUAGGAAGAUUGAGUCCUGCCAUUCCUAUUCACACUGAGUUACUUAGGUCUGUAGACCUUUUUAAGGUGUGGAAGCCACGUAAUAAGUGGCAACAAUUGUGAAAUAUCGGAAUCAUUGCUUAUAAUUUCCAAUGUAGAUGUUAACUGAAGUGGCAGGCAGCCAGAGGUUGUUUUACAUAUGCUUAGAUUUUGGAGGGCAGAAUCACAUUACAAAAGCUGUUACUAAAAUGAGAUGGUUGCUUUCAUGGUCUGUAUCAAACCAUGAUAUUGGUGCAGAGUUGCUUAAAUGUGUUCUUUGCAUCUCAGUUUGCACAGAAAAGCUUGGAGAUGCAGCCCAGUAUUUUAGUAAAUUGGUCUUUCAAAUGCAAAACCUCACUUUAGAGGUCAGUUUAAGGCACCUUGAACUUGUGGCCCAGUGUUUUGAGCCUGUUUCUGAAUGUCGUACAUUACAGGAUAGCAAAGAUUAAUUAUAAUUGCAGCAUGGACUGCUGGAUUUAUGCCCAUAAAGACACGGGAAGAAAUAACAAAGUCCCAGGAGCAUAAUAUGUGUUAACAUUUAACUGCAGCAAACUGUGCAAAGUCUUUUAAUGCUAUCAAAAUAUUCUCUAAUACUAAUAGAAAAUUUACACUAGAGGAACAGGCAAAUAUUACUGUGUGAGGAAGGAACUUUGUUGAGUAACGGGAUUAACUGCUCUGUCACUGCAGUAAAAUAAAUGCAGUUUCUGUUUAUUCUAGAAGCCGUGCUGUGGUAUGGAAACAUGAAGGUCAUAGAUGUUUUCCUUGCAGAAGUACUUUAACUCAUUUCCUCAUUAUAUUUCAUGCAAAAAUACUAAUUUGUAAACAUACAAACUACUGCCAGCCAAUUAUUUUUUUACAAAUCAUUGGUUAUUUCAGUGUCAGCUGCUUCACUUUUACAAAUCAUUAACUACUUUUAAUUGGUACUGAAUGUUAAGUGACUUCAUAUUUAUAAAGUGCUCAUGUUAAGCAGCAGCAAACAGCCUUUUUAAACUAAAAUUAGGGAACAUGAUGGGUUUUUAAUACUUCUUUUGUAUGAAAGACAUGGCAGCAUUUUUGCAUGGCAGCAAAAAAGACUGCAGGCUCCUGCAAAAGGGAACAAAUUCAUUCUACUAUGUAUCUAUGUAUCUACUAUCUGUACAGAAAGCAUUUUGCAUAAGUAUUCCCAUAAUGGUAAUUUUGGAGUUAUUUCUGUAGCAGGCCUAGAUCUGGGUAAUAUUUUCCUGUCAUGUGAGUUGCACUUCUGAAUGCAGAUGCUCAGAUGUUUUUCACCAGUGAGAUGGGAAGGGAUGGGAGGAUUCAGCUUGUACAUUGCCUGGUUCUGCAAUUUAAAUUGCAGUUCCUCAUGGCCAGGGUACUUUUUUCCCGGUUUUGGGGAUUUUCUGCCCGUUUGCAAAUGGAUAAAGUAGUGCUUUUUUAGUCUCUACCACAGUUGGUUAGAAGCGACAGCUUGGUUAGAAGAGCUCAGCAAUCUGCAAGGGACCACUGAUCGGAAAUGGUAAUAAUGCACCCAUUCCGUCGUUUUUAUUGUUUUCUUGCAGCUUACAAACUGGGAACCGUAAUAAAUCGCCUCUUAUGGCCCAUGGCCGAGAGUCGGGUGUCCUGAUGGGAGAGGGCUGGGGUGUGGAAUUCCAUCGGGUUUUCAGUGUUAAAAGCAAGGACAUAAAACACAUUGUAUUUGCUUGGAACUUUGUACAAACGCUUGUCAUGGAAAUAAAGACGCUCUUCCCUUCCUUUGCUGGGA